Messenger RNA from Necator americanus (New World hookworm), 6111 nucleotides. RefSeq lists its product as uncharacterized. The record is from RefSeq and is a predicted model, not a curated record. The transcript has 47 exons. Gene Ontology annotation, biological process: signal transduction; regulation of Rho protein signal transduction; actin cytoskeleton organization. Bases 1 to 6111 code for a protein of 2036 amino acids. Gene Ontology annotation, molecular function: GTPase activator activity; lipid binding. NCBI's taxonomy places the organism in Eukaryota, Metazoa, Nematoda, Chromadorea, Rhabditida, Ancylostomatidae.
AUGGAUGUGAAAAGGAAAGCAAUGCUGGCUCGAGCACAGCUAAAAGGUGACGGAAGCGGUGGUCAGCAAGAUCUCAGUCGCAGUUUUCACGCGCUUGAGUUCAUCGACUCAUCUUCGGGUGGAUUUUCGCAACACGCUGCAGCACAGCAUCGUUCUGUAGCGUUACGACGGCGAAAAUCCGAAGCGGAACUUGCUGGUGGUGUCGAGCGCACGGUUCUAUGCAGUUUAGCCGAUGAACAGGAGAGAAUCUAUCAGAACUGUGAUCGCCCGGUUCUAAGACGUCGUCGAUUUACCAGAAAACAACGGAAAUCGGUGACUAUCGACCCGGAGACAAGCCUUAUCCUCGCCACAGGUGCCCAGUCGACAAGCUCAAGUGACGAGGAGGAGGAGCAACAGCAGCAGAGAUCGAGAAGCAGCUCGAGACCUAGCGCACGUCUUAGCAAAUCUCGCGGCUUAUCUGCAUCUAUAAACGCUCUCGUACCAAAGGAGGAGCUAAAGGCGGAAAAGAAGAAAUCACAUCCACGAGGUCCAGCAGCACGUCGUGCUGGUCGACGUAGUGCACUUCUGAAAUCGCAGGUGGCUGCGUCAACAACAAAUUUGGAUCAAUUGAAGACAGCAGCCAGUAGUCAACUGAGACCAGAAAGACGUUCAAUGAGUGUUCGAGAUCUUAACGGAGAGGAGUUCGAUUUCUCAAAUAAGGAUUCGGUCACAAGAUGGACGUCACAAAUCCUAGCCGAGUUGGACUCGCUGCCAUCAAGUUGUGUUGAUUUGUCAUGUCCCGGGAAAAUCGAUAAUUUCCCAAUGUUUAAUCGAAAAAUCGAUUCCGUUGGUUUAACUCCUUUUAUGGAUGAAAAUCGAAAGUUCUCGACGCUCCAAACGCGACCGACAGCGCCGGCGCCGCCGGUUCCACCACAUCGACAGUCGAUGUUCGAAUCUUCACGACCGAUACGUAGCGAUCUGAUGACGUCAUCGGUCAUCGAACCGAUGACAUCCACAUUUGGUUCAUCAACAAGUAGUAACGCUAUGCUGACACCGAAAAGGUCCGACAACGAAAUGACGUCAUCGAUCGAUAGUGUGGAUUCGUGGAUCUCGUCCUUUGAGAAUCUGAUGUCAUCGUCGUUUCAAGAUGUGAUGCGUGGAUCAGUAUAUUCAACACGUAGCGAUCGUAGUUCAUCGUUGACGAGAGAAAGAGAGGACUCGAACUCAACCACAUUGGUCCCAUUGUCGUCGGAAUCCGAGGGUGAAGAUGGGACUCCGCUUGCACUUACACCGGUCCCUAUGGAAGAACUGCCUCUUCCCACUUCUUCCGAGAAAUCCAGCUCAUCCGAAGUGAUGCCUAUAACGCUGGUUGUGAACGCGGACGAUAAAAAUCAGGAACAUGAACUUUCCGACAGAGUAUCCGAUCCAGCAAAGCCAAUUCCGGCUCGUCGAACAGUGCUCACAGAGAGGAAUUGUGCACAAAAAACCUCCCCAGCAUUCACAACGGAUCGUAUUUCCGACGAUGCUUCGGGAAAAUCCAUGGAAAUGGGCGGCACUCCGUCAGAUACGGAUAGAUGCGUUGCGGUGUCGACGAUGCCACGAUCGAAGGAGUCGUUGAUGCCGGCGAGACGACGUCCGCCGCUGAAGGAGACGUUGGAGGAGACGGACACUCGUCUGAGCGCAUCCAUCGCUCGAUUGAGUCGAUCCGUUUACGGCGAGGUGAACUGCGAUGAGGUCAGCUCGGUUCCUCGUCAUGCUGCAGCAUUUAAUCGAUUAUCGAUUCCGCUAAUUCGAGCAGAUCGAUGGGCAUCCGAACAACAUAUCGACCAAAAUGGUACGAAUGAUUUGGAUAAAUGGCGAAAGCGGGCUCAGUGUCGCUCACGCGAACAUCACGAUCCAUUCGGGAUGAACGAGCCGCGAUCGGUGAAUCGUGUUGUGGCGUCGUUAAUCCGAAGUAUUGAGGAUAGCCGAUAUACAGCACCGGAUAGACCUGCACAUCUAACUGUGGACAACAGUCAAGGACAGGACGCAGCCACACAAACAUCACCAUUUUCAAUUUCACGUUCAUCCUCAUUCGAUUGGAUCAACGAGCCGACUGAGGGUAGCCUUCGUGAUUUGAAGACACCGCUCAGCACACCUCGUUCGGAACGUCUACCACAACUGGCAACGGUCUCGAAACAAGCGGAAUCAUCUUCUGAAACGGAUGACGCGGACAGAGAAGUUGCAGAGAUGACACAAAACGUGGAGAGCGCAGACAGUCGAGGAGGUCGUCGAGACGGUCCCAUCGUCGUUGUCGAUAAGGAGAAGAAUAAAUUAUUCGCCGAGAUGGAGGAAAGUAUAGCCAUGUUGCUCGAAUAUGGACAACCAAUGCCAAAACCACCGCCUCGAAGACAUCUACCAAGAGAAAAGUCAAAUGACUCCAAUUCGUUAACGUUUUCGAAUGCUUCUGCCGCUUCAAAACCGAAUUCGGAUUCGUUACCUUCUGAUUUGCGUCGAUCUGGUGGUGGUUCAAGUUUAGCAAUGACUGAAAGUAUUUACGAUAAUAUGCCAAAAGAACGGAGAAAGAAAAGUCAAGAUGUGACCUCACCGAUACCAAAACCACGUAUUCGUCAACCAAGUCUUGGCUCAUUGAUCAGCAGCGAUAACGGAUCGUCGACAAAGUUGACACCGGAUCAGAAGCGGAAAUCGAUAAAAUCGAUCCACAUCGAGCCGCCGGCGAAUCAGCAGCAGCAGUACGCGAAUCUGGUCGCGUUGACGGUGCCGACGUUGACGACACGUGCUGGUAGUUGUGAGAUGUUGGCCGCAUGUCCAGAUGAACCGGAUAAUUACAAUUUGGAAGCGAAAUUGAAGAGUGCAGAAGAGGAUGCGCUCGAAUGCUGUCAUUGGCUAAGACAAGCUGGCUUUCCACAGUACGCUAAACAGUAUCAAGAAGGUCGAUUUCCGAUCGAUAUUCGUAGUGUGCAAUCGGAUCACGAAUUUUUGGGCCCGGACUCACUUCGAGCACUUUAUCGUCGUCUGAACACGUUGAAUCGAUGUGCGAUCAUGCGCAUUGAUCAAGUCGUCCUGAGAAGAAGGAACGAGGACUACGGUUACGGAAUGUACGACGGAUUUGACGACGAGGACAGUAUAGCUCUGUCCGGUAACUGGCGCUAUCAACGCCAUUCGCAUACGUGGUCCCGAAUCGGAAACGAACAGAUGUAUGGCGUACCGGGAAGGACUGUAUGCCCGAAACCGAAUUGGGAUUCGUAUCGGGAUCAACUUGAUCCACGCAGUCGAUAUGAGCUUCGAGAUCCAUAUACGGGGAAACGAAGCGAUCGUCAACUGGAGCGUUACACUACAGAGAGCCCAGAUUGCAAUGGGAAUUCUGCCAGCAAUAAACUACAACGUUCACAUAGCGAACGAAUUAAAGAACGAGCACGUGCAAUCAUGAAAAAAAUGGAUUUAAGAUCUAGCAGCAGACGUCGUAAAGAAUCACGACAUCGAGAUCCGAAUGCUAUGGUGAUCGGUGAUCCAGUAUUGGUCUCAUAUGAUUCUGCUAGUCCGGAAACGAUGAGAAUGAUACCUCGACCAAAUAAUUUAGAUGCUCGAUCUGGUCGUGUCUCGAACAACACCAGCACCACCUCCGCCGCCGCCUCAGCCGCUGCCGAUCGCCAAUCGCGCAGCAAAAGCGCACGACGUCAAGGCAUGGUGGUGCUGUCGCCGUCCUCACCAGACUCCUCGGACGAUUCAUUUUUGUCGUCAAGUCACCGACGACCUACCGCUUCAUCUACACAUGCACGACGUGAUCGUUCGGUUCCACCGCAGCUUAUCGACGCCGCCGAAUACGAUUUCACACCACCGGAUCGGCUUCGUCGAGAGCGAAUGCCGUAUGAGACGUAUUUGUAUCCGUCUUCACAGGGGAAUUUGAAUAGAACUACAACUGCUCCGCCACGACCAAAUCGUCGUGCUGUACAACAAGCCGCUGCCGCCGGCUAUGACGCCAACAAUGGCGGUUCCCCGUACUACGGUAGCGGCGGUUAUUCGUCAUCACCGGCGUACAGUAGCCCGUACAGUACACGUUCAUAUCAAUCACCACCGGUAGUGGCUCGAAAUCUCGUCAUACAACCGGACGGAUAUUUUAUGCAUGAUGUAUCUCCGGACACAUCGCUUACAAGUCUACGACCUCCUCGAUCAGAUUCACCGUCGACGUCAAGUAGUGUGCCGCAACUACGUGUGGAUACACAUGCGAACAAGAGUGAAUCCAGCUUAGAUAAUACGGAUGAGGAACAAUCAUCCGGUACUACAACUAUGAAUCAUAAUCGUAGAGAUUCUGGAGUCGGAUCAAGCCUAUCCAGAUCUCCAAGUGGCCCAUCAUCGCAACGUUUGCGUCAAUCGAUACUACCGUACUCAUCGAAUUCGUUCUCAUUUCUUUUAACUGCCAACCACGUCGGAUCGUUACAGAAUAAACGACGUGCAGCGGAUAGGAAUCUCAUGUCGUCCUCGAUCAUGUCUAGUUGUUCAUCGGACGACGCAUUUUUCACGGAUGUUCAGUUGGCUAGAUGUGUGGAUUCGUUAAGUGUUCUAGAGCUGGCUCGUCUCAAUAAACUUGCAUAUUUACGCGUGACCGCAAUUUUGGAGAAACAUAUGGGUCCUGGAAGUACUGUAAAAAUCGGAGAUGUUUCACCAUCACAAAACGGUGUCGUAAAAAAUUGGACGGUCCAAAAACUUUUCAAAAAGAUCAAGAUGGAUGGAAAAACUGGUAGAGAAAUAGAAGUAGCAAAUCAAGUGUUUGGUUUGCCAUUAACUGUGAUCUGUAAACGGACCGGAUUAUGCUUGCCGAGAACGAUCCUAGAGGUGUUACGCUAUCUUCGUCAAAUGGCGCCGGAUACGGUGGGGAUUUUCCGAAAAAAUGGUGUCAAGUCGAGAAUUCUCGAAGUACGUAUGCUUUGUGAUCGUGACGUCGAAGUGGAUGUGUUUGUGGAUGAGAAUCGUUUAGAUCCGGGACAGGUUCAUGACGUAGCCGAUAUGCUGAAGCAGUACCUCAGGGAACUUCCAGAACCGUUGAUGACCGCUCGACUUUCGGAAACUUUUGCUAAUAUUUUCAUACAUGUGCCGGAAAAUGAGAGAUUGCUGGCUCUUCAAUACGCAAUUCUACUACUUCCGGAUGAAAAUCGUGAAGCCCUACAGACAUUGAUGUUUUUCCUAAGCGACGUAUCGAAACAUUCCGAUGCAAAUAGUAUGCCAGCUCAGAAUCUUGCCGUUUGUUUCACUCCAUCGCUUUUUCAAUUAAGUGCGUCUCGUCUCGACAAGAUCACACCCACGAGGAGACAUAAAACAAUUGGAGCCGCCGGAAUGCCAACAGAAAGGGAGAUGCGUGAGACAAGAGCAGCACAACAAUGCCUCACCUACAUGAUUCAACAUUGUCGAAGCGUAUUCGUAGCCGCUGAAACUGGUCCAGAAGAUAGGAUUCAAGCUGAUAAUGAUGCACCAUUGCUCAAAGAACUUGGUCUCAACGGUCCCCGUGCUUAUCUAAUCGACAAAGUUUUGGAUCUAGUCAAGGAACAUGCUGAUCGGUGGAAAUCAUGGAUGUUGGAAGGGAUCCAUGAAGAUGUAGAGAUCUCAUGUAAGGUGCCAAAUGAUUGUCAUCCGCUGAAACUAUUUCGUGUAUGGGUGGAUGUAGCAGCACCACCGAAACAAGUGAUGAAUAGAAUCAUGCGAGAAAGAAGCGUUUGGGAUACAUCCGUAGUGAACUGGCGAACUAUUGACGUCCUUCAUGCACCGGAUACUGAUUUGCAUCAAUUCGUGCUGAACGACACUGUUGGACAUCCGACACGAGAUUGUUUUGUUGCUCGCUUCCACCGUGCCGACCUGUCAGAGAUCCGCGGAGCGUGUGCAAUUGCAGAACGUAGCGUGCAAUGCGGCGAGACACAGCUUCUCGGCGGCACUUCCGCAGCAGUUCUUGACAGUCGUUUCCUUAUUGAACCAAAAGCUGGACACUCUAGAGUGACUUAUAUUUCAAGGAUUGAUCUGAGGGGUCGAGGUCCUGCAUGGUACAAUAAGGUGUACGGGAAUAUUGUUGCCAGGCAGAUGAUCCGACUACGUGAAUCUUUCCAGUCAAGUUCCGAAAAUAUAGGACCGGAGACGAAAGUCUAA